AUGGAAAGUACUUCUGCAAAAUCUUUCCACACUCGUUCCACCAGUUUCCCAUCGAACUCCCGCCCAAAUUUGGCCAGAGUACAAGAGUGCCUUGACUUGGUUACGGCCUGGGAAGCCUCCCCUUCUAGGAAGACACAGUUCCCAACUAGACUUGGCCACGUCAAGGACCUCUAUACUUCCAUCAAUGCCUUCCUCCAACUCCCUCGCGCUCCACAGGCUCUUUAUGGCAAAGAGAGCUUGGUCGCAGGGUUGAUGGAUGACUUCCUCUGCUUAAUGGAUGUCUGUGGGUUGGCGGCGGACUCGUUGCUGCUCAUGAGAGAGCACCACCAGUCCCUUCGGUCCAUGUUUCGAAGAGGCGAUUCUGGGCUGGAAGCUGGAAUUUGUGCGUACCAGUGCAGCAGGAAGAGAAUGAGGAAGGACAUGAAGAAGUGUCUGAGAUUAUUGAGAAGUAUGGAGAAGCAAGUAUCUCCAUCAAAUGCCAAACUUGACAUGAUCGAUCAAGUCUUCAGGGAUGCGAGGACUGUCACAAUCUCUACCUUCAGUCUUCUUGCUUCGACCAUCUCCGGCCAAAGGGCAGCACGGUCCAUCUUCUCAGGAUUGUUGAGUUCCAAGAGCCAUGACGUGGAAGAUGAUGAAGAUGGUGCUAGUUUAAUAGAGAAGGUAGAUGUGGCUAUAUUUGGGCUUUAUGGCCAUUCCUCGAAGAAAGUAGAGGACAAUGUGCGAGACGCACAGAAGCAGAUGGAAGCAUUGGAUCUUACCUUGGGGGAAACAGAGGCUGAACUGGAAGAUGUCUUCAGGUGUCUGAUCCAAGUCAAAGUCUCUCUCCUAAACAUCGUGACUGGGUGUUGA
Molecule: messenger RNA, 849 nt
Organism: Nymphaea colorata (pocket water lily)
Lineage: Eukaryota; Viridiplantae; Streptophyta; Magnoliopsida; Nymphaeales; Nymphaeaceae
Exons: 1
Coding region: 1-849 (282 amino acids)
Biological process (GO): root development; shoot system development
Source: RefSeq, a predicted model, not a curated record